AUGCGUGGUUUCGGUCUCCUCCUCCUUCCCGUGGUCGCCAAGUUGGCUUCUGCCCAGUCCCAGUACACCAUCAAUGUCACCGCUGUGCCUGAGGCCACCAGAGACAUCUGGUGCACCAAUCAGCAAAACGCCUGCCCUCUGAUCUGUCUUCAAACCUCCGCCAACUCCUCCGACACCAUCGAGAACGAGUGCGACCCCGAUACCCUCGACUACUCGUGCAUCUGCGAGAACAAUAUCGCCCCCAACGCUUCCGAGUACUCGCAAACAAUCCCCUACUACGUCUGCACCGAAUGGGGCACCGAGUGCAUUGCCGGCUGCGGCGGAAACACAGCCCAACACCCUUGCGGUGCCCAGAAUCCCACUCGCGUCAACGUCACAUCCUCCUCUUCGUCCGCAACAGCCUCAAAGACUGCUUCCAACCAGGGAGCGGCCACAAACUCUGCUGGCCAGACCAUCUUCAGCGGUCUGGGUGGUAGCGGUGCUGCUCAGACUAGCACCAGCAGCAGCCAGACUGGUGCGGCUGCUGCUCUCCAGCUUGGCCAGGCUUACGGUCUGUUUGCCGUGACUGCCGGUAUCUUUGGCGGCUUUGCUCUUCUCCUCUAA
Molecule: messenger RNA, 603 nt
Organism: Aureobasidium vineae
Lineage: Eukaryota; Fungi; Ascomycota; Dothideomycetes; Dothideales; Saccotheciaceae
Source: the annotation of a GenBank genome assembly